CCGCGGCCGCUCCUCGCGCUCCUCCUCCCGGCCGCGGCGGCUGCGGAUGCGGAUGCGGCUGGGCGCACGCAGAAUCGAAGAGUGGUUGAGUUUGGAAGGGACCUGUGGAGAUCACCUAGUCUAACCCCCUGCUCAAGCAGCGUCACCUAGAGCACAUCACCCAGGAUCGUGUCCAGGCAGGUUUUGAAUACGUCCAAGGAAGGAGACUCCACCACCUCUCUGGGCAACCUGUUCCAGCACUCUGGCACCCUCACAGUAAAAAAGUACACUGCUUUAAGAUAAAGACAUCAUGGAUAAAUAUGAAAUCAUAAAAGAAAUUGGAGAAGGAUCUUUUGGCAAAGUAUUCUUGGCAAAAGGAAAAGUAAAUAAUGAGCAAUGUGUUAUCAAGGAGAUCAAUUUAACUAAGAUGCAUGUGAAAGAAAAAGAAGCCUCUCAGAAAGAAGUCAUUCUUCUGGCCAAGAUGAAUCAUGCAAAUAUAGUAACCUUCUACACUUCUUUGCAAGAAAAAAACAAGCUAUAUAUUGUGAUGGAAUACUGUGAUGGUGGAGAUUUAAUGAAGCGGAUAAAUAUGCAGCAUGGAGUGCUGUUUGACGAGGACCAGAUUCUGAAUUGGUUUGUGCAGAUCGCCUUGGGAUUGAAGCAUAUUCAUGACAGGAAGAUUUUACACAGAGAUGUAAAAGCACAGAACAUUUUUCUUAGCAAUAAUGGAAAGGUAGCAAAGCUUGGGGACUUUGGCAUAGCAAGAGAGUUAAACAACACUAUGGAGCUUGCCUAUACCUGUGUAGGAACCCCCUAUUAUCUGUCACCCGAAAUCUGUGAAAAUCGACCGUAUAACAAUAAAACAGAUAUUUGGUCUCUUGGCUGUGUGCUCUAUGAACUAUGUGCGCUAAAGCAUCCUUUUGAAGGCAAUAGUUUGCACCAGCUGGUGCUGAAGAUCUGCAGAGGACAUUUUCAGCCAGUGUCUCCCAACUAUUCAUAUGAUCUGAGGAUAUUAAUUUCCCAAUUGUUUAAAAUAUCUCCAAGAGAUCGACCAUCUAUCAAUUCUAUUUUAAGGAAGCCCUUCUUGGAGAAGUUCAUUGUCAGACAUUUGCCCUCUGAGUUAAUACAAGAAGAAUUCAGUCACACUGUGAUACACAGAAAAAGACCUUCAACAUUACAGCCUGGAGAGAAGUUGAUACAAGAAGCACAUAAACUUCAAAAAAUGAGAGCCCAGGAACAAAUUCCUCCAGAACGUUGGAUGGUUGUACCUGUCAAGAAACAGGAAUUAUUUCAAAGAAACGAAUGGAAACCUCCUUCAAGAGGGCAACAGCCUAUUUUUCAGCCACAGAGCUCCAGAAUUAGGGUGGCAGAAAGGCCAGAAAAUAUUCGAGUACUUGGGCAUUAUGGCCAUUACUAUGCUAAACUUGACAACUUGCAGAGGAAAGCUAAUGCACAUUAUGACCUUUCUCACAUCAGCCAAAGAGCUGAGGAAUACUAUAAACUAAAGGGACAAGUUGCACCUUCACCCCCACCACCCAACUGGCCUGCAGAUUAUCUUCAAAGGCGUUUUGAAGCCCAGCAGUACAAGAUUAAGGUGGAAAAGCAGUUGGGACUGCGGCCAUCCUCUGCUGACCCAUAUCAUGACCAAAUACAGCAGCAGAAAAUAAAGGAAGAGCAUCUCAAAAGCCAGCUGGACAUAUUGAGAAAGAAUGAAAUGAAAGAACAGAAGUACCUCAAACAAUUAGAAAAGAUUCGGAAAGAAUACCAUAGUGAUCUAAAAGAACUCAGAUUCAGAGCAGGUGUACUCCAGGAGAAUCCAAAAAUACAAGGUAAAACCUAUCUUGUGAAGCAAGGGAAAGCUGAGGACCAGUUUGAAACCAGGGAUACAUCUGCGACAAGAGAACAAUCAGUUCAGGAUGUGGAAGAAAACUUUAAACAAGUCAGGCUCCAGGAUUUGCAGGACCAAAAAGUCUUAGAAAAGAAACAUAAUGCAAAGGUACUAGAUAAACUCAGUGAUACUUUAACUUUUGUGGAUGGUGAGAAUCUUAAGGAGAAAUUGGUGGAAGUUUAUGAAGAUCAUACAGACAGGGCUUUGGAAGAACUAGCUGGAUGCCAAACAGAGUCCAGUGAUGUAGGUGAUACCAAAGAAAACAGAAAACAUUGGCAAGCUGGAACCCCUCAGAUGCUCCUGAAUGUUUUAGCUGAUACUGAUGUUACAUCUGUAUCCCCUACUAUGACUGAAAAUGAACUUGUUGACCAUGUUAUUCUGCCUGAAGACACCCCAGAAAACAAGAAGCAGUGGAAAAAAACAGCACCAAGGACACUCCUGAAUAUCUUAGCAAAAACAGAACUGUCUAAUGACUCCUUUAUUCAGCUUGAAGAGGAAAUAGAAGGGACAUUAUUAACCUCGUUGCCUCCAGAAGAAAACAAGGAAGAUGAUUCAGAAACAUACUCUGCUGUUGACACUGAUGAAGGCAGACUUGAGCCAAGAUCAGACGAUGACGACACAAAUUUUGAAGAUUCUGAAGAUGAACUGAGACAUGGGUUGGAGGGAUCCCUAGAAAAACUGGUAACUUCACCAGCAGAGAGAACCAUAGAGUUUCCCAUCCCUUCAAUCAAUAAAGGUCAAACAGAUGAAGAAAAGAUGAGCUUACCUACCAAACUACUUAGAAAAUCUGAGAAGGAUUCAGAAAAUAACCCUGGGCCAUUUAGUGUUGACACGUAUAAUGAAAAAGGCAAGCAGGAAGCAACAGCUACCUAGAGUACUAGAGUAAUUACUGUUUCAAAACUUUAGUUUGCUUGAAACUUUAGCCACAUCAGUAGCAAGAUUUAAAAACAGACAUCUGACAUUAAAUGACAAAUGACAUUAAAUCAGUUGCUUUUCAACACUGCUAAACACUCAAUUAAAAUUAAUAGAGGGUUGGUGUCAUUCCUGUCUAAAAGAAAAAAAAAAUCAGGCUACUUAUUCAGAUGCCUACAUGUUGAAAAAUCCUAUCCAGACUGAAAUGAAUUUUCAUCUUUAUUAUUCUAAACUACUCUGGACAUCUCUGACAACACUGACUUUAGUAAAUUUCUGAUUAUAUGCUCUUUUCGAUCAUUUUUGUACCAUUUAAGAAAGUGUCCCAGUCAGUAUAUUCGUAUUUUCCUUCUCAAAUUCCUGUUUUAAGAAGCUUUUCCAGCUUUUCAUUGUCUUUGUGUUGCCAAUAUAGCUUUAUAAUCCUCAUGUUUAAUUUACACAGUACUUGCUGUACAUAGUAUCACCAACUACUCAGCAGUUUUAUAUAGUAGCAGUAGUAGUGUUUAUUAGCACCAAGAGAACUUCAUUCCCAAAUUCCUAGUAGGUUCUUCCAACCAUAUUUUUUCAUAUACAAAAUUUCAUAUAACCUAGAUAAAGUUAAAUAGAGGGGAAAAAGACAUUUUAACUCUGAUUUCAGUAGCUUUUUGCACUUCUCUUUAUACUGCUUUGUUGGCUCAGAAAAGGCUAUACAUUUUUCCACUUUUGACAAAAAAACAGUCUACUCUUUUAACUAUUUGUUCACUUUGUUUUCAAUUUAAUAAUAAGCAGUAGUUUACAGUUGGAAAGUUUAUAUUUGUGUAUCAUUUAAACCUGUCCUCUAAUCUAGAGCCUCCUUUUCCUUAGGAAUAGGAAAAUUUUCAAUAGAGAAGAAUUGCAAAAAUACUGUUGUCAUAUAGUAGGACAGGAGAAAAUAAUGUAAGUAGCAUAUACAAGUGAAGUUAUUACACAUAUUAAAAUGCAAACUAGCAAAUACCAUAUGAUUAACCUAGAGCAAUCACUGUAGUUAACACUAAUGAAAUCUCCAUUUAAGCCCCAUUUGAGAAACAGCUACCUACAUGUUCUGUUCUUCAUUAAAAAAUGCAAGCAAAAGAAUCCUAAAAAUGAAUGCAUUUUCUUUUCAUACUGUUAGAAAGUACUUAACUGUACCAAUGGAAGAAGUCUAUUUAUGGAUACAAGUACCUGUAGACACAUUGUGUGUUUCUGGAAGGAUUCUGCACAUUAUUAGAAAAUUAAAGUUUUCAUCAGAAAUAAAAGGGAACAUAUCUUAUGCAUUAGAAGAUCAAGAAGAACCACAGUUAAAACCCUGCAGAACAGAAUUUUGUCACUCAGUGGGGGACAGCAAAUUAAAAAUGUGAUAAAGAUUCUGGAAAAAAAUCUGGAUAUGAAAGCUAUCACACAAAAGUGUUAAUUUUAAAAAGUGUGACGGUGGGUGAAGAGGCAUGAAAUGGGUGGGGACUGACUGAAGGCAAAAUAAAUAUUCAAUAAAUAAAAGA
Molecule: messenger RNA, 4269 nt
Organism: Dromaius novaehollandiae (emu)
Lineage: Eukaryota; Metazoa; Chordata; Aves; Casuariiformes; Dromaiidae
Gene: NEK5
Product: NIMA related kinase 5
Exons: 23
Coding region: 290-2740 (816 amino acids)
Biological process (GO): protein phosphorylation
Molecular function (GO): protein kinase activity; ATP binding
Source: RefSeq, a predicted model, not a curated record